ACUAGACUCAUCUCGCCCUCCUUCGGACGUUCAUUAUCACUCAUAUCACCAUCAAGGCCCCAUUGACCCUCAAUUCGGACCUUCCCGGACCUCACGGCGAUCCAGUGAGAAAGCUGGACCUGUCGCUGCGCUGCAGUCGAUUGCCAAAGUGCGGGAAGAAUCGUCCUGCUCUACUCUGCUCCCUACGUGCACACGAUGUCUCGAAUCACCCAGCAACGACAACAAUGCAUCUAGAUAAACCAGCGAGCUGCUUCUAUACUUUAUAGCAGGCCCGACCAGCCUCUUGGCUCGCCUGCGAACGCCUGCCGACCAUGUCUCUGCACCUAAAGCGACUCGUAUCUGGGGGACAGGCGCGCUUUGUCCAGGAUGGAGUCGAUCUUGACUUGGUCUACAUCACAGAUCGUCUGCUCAUCAUGGCCUUCCCGUCGACGGGCGUACCCACAGUAUGGCGCAACAAUCGGCAUGAGGUCCGCCGCUUCCUCGAUGAGAGACAUGGAAAAGGGUGGCGAGUGUGGAACUUCCGGCCCAAAGAUGAAGGCGAAUACGACGAAGAGGACUUUUAUGGCAGAGUCUCAAGAUACCCAUUUCCGGAUCAUCAGCCGCCUCCCUUGUCUCUGAUACCCAUGGCUGUGGCGGAUAUGACCGCCUGGCUAGCCGAAGACCCCAAGAAUGUCAUAGUCAUUCAUUGUAAAGCUGGCAAGGGCCGCUCGGGCACAAUGGCUUGCAGCUACCUGAUCUCUCUUCCCAAGCUCCCCUUACCGCCCCGGGAGUUGCGGAACAUCAGCAUCGCAAAGCACAAGACAAAGAGCGGACAGGACAUCCCGACUGGAGGACUGGCGCAGAAUGCUCUGUUUGACUCUCCAGCGGAGGAUGCAAAGUCUGGGGCAUCGGCCCAAGCAAUCACGAGCAAUGAGUACGACCCAUCAGUCUGGCGGAGCAAGAUAGAAGCCGCUCUCGCGCUCCAUUCUUCGCAGCGGAUGAAGCCAAAAGCCGCAAGCGCUGGGCCGCUAGCUGUCUCGAUGAACACUGUGUCUUCUGCCAACUACGCUAAUGCACAGGCGGCAGACGGACUGACGAGCCAUGCGGAUCUGCAACGACCGAAGUCCAUGGCGUUGGGUCUCACACCUGGAGGUAAGAUAUCUCAUGUGCAGAGCGUUUCUGUAGAUGCGGGCAGGCGGUUGGCACAAAGUGAAGGUUUUGCCGCCAACGGAGGCGACGCAUCGCCCGAUGCCACAACGUCGCCCAACUCCCGCGGAGAGCACGCCUCACUCGACACCACGUCACAGGCGCCAUACCAAUCGCAAGACGAGAACGACGAUCACAAGAGUCCCUCUCUGGUCGGGCGCGUAGGAGUGUCAAUUGCCUCGCAACGUCGUUGGAUGGGCUACUGGGCGCGGCUACUGGCGCAACAAGAUGCGCGAGCUUCCUUGACGCACCUCGCACCAGCGCAGAGCUCCAGAGUGAUCCGCAUCCUGCGCAUCAGUAUCCUGCAAGACCUCAAGACGUCCGCCGAUACCUCCAGCGUCGAUUCGACGAACGGAGCGUCCCAUGCUACACCAGGCGGAGGCCAUAGAAGCGCUAUCUCGGCGGCUCGUCAUUUCGGCAAAUUGGACAGCUUCAAGCUUUUUGUAGGCCAAUACGAUACUGCUCUGGUCACGCAGCUCGAAGACUUUGAGCGAGACGCCCGCAGAAGGCAAAGCGUCAAAAAUUCUGGCUCUUCUGACUCGAGAGACGCCACUGGAGGUCCUGCUAUCGGUGACUCCAACGACGUGGGGAAGGGCAGUGCUGCACAAUCGUCUUCGAAGCGGCUGGCGCAACACGGCAACGAGGAAGGUGUAGGGCAGUGGGGCUUCGACGUCGUCACCGAGGCAGAGAAAGCGCGCCGUUUCCACUGGCCUGAUACUCCCAGCAGCGGCGGCAGUGGGCGUAAGUUCGACUUCUUCGAUUGGUUUGCCAAGCUCAAGGAGAGCGAGAGGGUCGUCGGAGGAGGUGAGGAAGCGGGUGAAGAGGGGCAUAGCACCGAUACGGUGUGGCACCACUUCGAUCUGGAUCCUACCAGCAGCAACGCCUCGUCCAAGGCCAAUUUAGCCUCCCUUUCCAAAGCCCCGUCUGCAGCCUCCCCACCUUCUCCUUCCCAUUCCCCGUCCUCUUCGGCAUCCCAAGGUCUCCUCGUCUCUCCGGAUCGCGAGCUCUGCCUUCGAGUUCAAUCGCGCAACAAGGUGCUCAAUGCUCUCCUCCCGGACAUUGCCUCUUCGGCCGGAUGGGUGUGGUUGAUCCCUGCCUUUGAGGAACCUCGUUCUGCGGGGGAGAUUAGGAGGGGGGAUAGGACCACGGUGCGCUUUGCUAGGGAGGAGGUGGAUUUUGCAAAGAAGAUUACGGGCUUGAGGGGGGUGCAGGUGGAGUGGGAGUGGGUGAGCACGGGGAAUCAGUCGUGACUGGUUGGGAGUGGGGCAGGAGGAAGGAGCGGAGAGGAUGGAGGAAGUGAGAGCUUCGCCUCCAUGGGCAGACAUCAGUGACGGGAACACUCUUGAACCCGUUGCGCCUCUGAGACGUGAAGAGUAUCCGAAUGUAAUCUAUUGCAUCUGACCUC
Molecule: messenger RNA, 2590 nt
Organism: Microstroma glucosiphilum
Lineage: Eukaryota; Fungi; Basidiomycota; Exobasidiomycetes; Microstromatales; Microstromataceae
Exons: 4
Coding region: 312-2435 (707 amino acids)
Biological process (GO): negative regulation of cell population proliferation; cell motility; phosphatidylinositol 3-kinase/protein kinase B signal transduction
Cellular component (GO): plasma membrane; cytosol; cell projection
Molecular function (GO): phosphatidylinositol-3,4,5-trisphosphate 3-phosphatase activity; protein tyrosine phosphatase activity
Source: RefSeq, a predicted model, not a curated record